Molecule: messenger RNA, 1505 nt
Organism: Tuber melanosporum (Perigord truffle)
Lineage: Eukaryota; Fungi; Ascomycota; Pezizomycetes; Pezizales; Tuberaceae
Exons: 4
Coding region: 273-1121 (282 amino acids)
Biological process (GO): membrane organization; endoplasmic reticulum tubular network organization
Cellular component (GO): endoplasmic reticulum; membrane
Source: RefSeq, a predicted model, not a curated record
CCUAACUUUAACACAAUCCUCUCGCCUUCUUUUUGUUCUCGUGAGUGAAAAGAAGAAAAAAAGAAGUAACAAGUUCCGUCGUUCUUCAACCACCAACCUCCCCUCCCUCUCUUCAUCAUCAUCCUCCUCCUCCCCUUCUUUCUCCCAUCCUCUCUCAACUCAACCGAUAAAGCCUAGCAGUACCCUUAAACGACAUAUAAGCCCUCCCGAGAAACAAUAAUUAACAGAGAAGGAUUAAAAAGGAUUAAAAACAAAAAAAAAUUACAACAAUCAUGGCUCCACCGCCAGAAGUUCCCCUCCCGCAACGGCUCAUGGCUCUAGCACAGACUUUGCAGUUUGGUUGGUUCGUCGGCCACUUCACCCUUCUCCUAACCACUCUCCGCUAUGCCCUCGCAGCCGUAAAGUUCUCCACAAACACCCGAGUGGCCAGCGUCUGCUACCGUCUCGGCUUCCUCAGCGCGGCGGUGACUUACGGUAUCGUCGUUUACAAGGCUUACCGACCGCGUGUUCGCAGCGGACAAUUUCCUGGAGGGCAAGCCGGUGUUAUGAAGGUAUUGGCGGAUGAGAAUAUCCAGUAUUUAUUCAUGGCCCUAAUCUGGCUCUACUCAAAACCAAUCUUCUACGCUCUCCUCCCAUUCGCCGUGUACUCCACUUUCCACUUCUUAACUUACCUCCGCACCAACCUCUUGCCAACCAUCUUCCCCCCUCCCCCCGCUCCUGCAAAUUCCCCAGGGGGCUCGAAGCCGCAAUCAGCAUUCUCAGAGUCCAUUGCAAAGUUUGUCAAGAACAACUAUGACUACUCUAUGCACCUGGUGGCGAAUUUGGAGCUCUUCCUCUGGGCGCGCAUCUUUUGUGGCGCCAUAAUCUUUAGGAACUCUUGGAUCCUUUUGGCAAUUUACACCAUCUUCCUUCGCACGAGGUACUCGCAGAGCUCCUUCGUCAGGGAAGCAUUGAGGGGGAUUGAGGUUCGUGGGAAUGCGCUCGCCGCGGAUAACAAUAUCCCCGAUGGUGUCAAGAACGCUUGGGGCACUAUGAAGAGUAGUGUUAGGAGCUUUGGCGAGCUUACGGAUCUGGGAAGGUAUCUCGGCGGUGGUGGUGGGGCGGCCAGGAAGACACAGUAGAGAAUAUUAGUGGUGGAUAGGUGAAAAUGGGGUUGUCUUGUCAGAAUGAGAGACGGGGGUGGUGGAGAGUGGAGUGGAAGCGGAAGUGUAUUCGAGUGGGUAUUUUGCAAUGGAAACGUUGAAUGAAAUGUUUUUAUUUCCUUUUCCGCUUCUUUCAACCCUUACUUUUUUUUUCUUUUUUCUUCAGUUGAGUUGGUUUUCACUUUCACGCUCCAACGUUAGUUGUAUUUCUUUUGCCUAUCCCUACGUCCGGUGCGGUGCGGCACUUGCUGCCAGUCAGUGGGUCAUGAGAAUGGGCAUGCUUAAUGCGGAGGGACAAAUCCGACAAAUCUCCAAUUGUACCAUCGUUUCAUUCCAUUUAAUUGAUUGUAUCCAUCGGAUCCA